This is a messenger RNA of Ornithodoros turicata, 1895 nucleotides long. Its product is annotated as A disintegrin and metalloproteinase with thrombospondin motifs adt-1-like. Gene Ontology annotation, biological process: extracellular matrix organization; proteolysis. Gene Ontology annotation, cellular component: extracellular matrix. The transcript is spliced from 12 exons. The coding region runs from base 140 to 1882 and encodes 580 amino acids. Gene Ontology annotation, molecular function: metalloendopeptidase activity. Lineage: Eukaryota; Metazoa; Arthropoda; Arachnida; Ixodida; Argasidae. The record is from RefSeq and is a predicted model, not a curated record.
CGCAGAAAAGACGCCCUUCAAUUGGAAUGACGAGUGGCAUCCACCUAGUUGGAAUAACCGUGGUUACCCUCGUCAACCUCCUGUGAGACACACACAUCCUGACAGAUGGACUAGAAGACCGCCACAGAAGCGACCUCUAAUGCCACCAAGAAGGUAUCCCCAUCCACAAAGACGAAAUUUUACCACUGUGGACAAGCGGGAUCCCGGUGUCAUGGAUUUGGUGUCAGAGAUCCUCCAGCAGCGCAGUAACGCUAAGCCAAAGUUUCUGGAACUUGCCGUAUUUGUGGAUGAGGCGGCUUAUAAACUGUUCAUGGACUUCACCAAGGAUGAAGCUAAGUUCUCCAAUAUCAUCUUGGGCUACAUCAACCAGGUUCAAGCACUUUAUCUCCAGCCUUCAAUGAAGGAGAAGGUGCACGUAUCACUAGUUCACAUGGAGUUACAAGAACAACAACCCAAUGACCUGCCGCAUCACGACGGUAACCGUGACAGUCUUCUGUCAUCCUUCUGUAAAUACCAGGCAUCGAGGAACCCAGGCGACGACUCUGAUCCGGGUCACUGGGAUUCGGCCCUUUAUCUCUCUGGACUGAACUUCUACGGCAUGGACGGAGGCAAAAAGAACGCCGUGACUAUGGGUCUGGCCCCCGUAGGAGGCGUCUGUCACAAGGACCACAACUGCGUCAUCACCGAGUUUGGCGGUACCACAGACACCGGGAAGCCGUACCCGUCAGCUGGAUGGACGUCAACGUUCGUUGCUGCUCACGAGAUCGGGCACAAUUUAGGAAUGCUCCACGAUGGCCCACCGAACAACGCCUGCCCGUCCGACGGCUACAUAAUGUCUCCAAGCAGAGGAACCAAGGGAGAGACCACGUGGUCUGACUGCAGUUCGGAAGUUGUCAUCAAGAUGGGCGACACAAGCUGCUUGUCGGACAAACCGAGCGGGAUACAAGACGCCCUCCAGCACGAUAAGUUCGGGAAUCUUCCAGGGCAGGAGUGGGACUCGCACGAUCAGUGCAAGAUAUUCCUGCGCGACGAGGAUGCUGCUCUCUUUAAUUCAUCCGUUAUUGGAAAGGUUUGUGAACGUGUCACCUGCAAGACACCUAACAGGAUGGGGUAUUACAAGGCGGGACCCGCACUGGAAGGAACCUUUUGUGGGGAUCAGAAGUGGUGUCGUAACGGGAAAUGCGUCACUGCUGAAGACCAAAGUCUUGUUCCGGUAGAGGGCGGCUGGAGCGACUGGUCUUACGGAACUUGCACGUCGGGUUGCAUCAGCAAUUCUAAAGGCUUCAUCAGGGACCACAGGAGUUGCGACAGUCCCCGACCGAGAAAUACAGCCUAUUAUUGCGACGGAGAUCCAUUCAGGAUUAAGCUCUGUGACGAUAACAGCUUGUGCUCCGAUCGUGAAAGUGCAGUCUCUUAUGCGAGUCGCAAGUGCGAAGAAUGGAAGAAGGUUGUCAAGGACCUGUCAUCUACUGGUACACAGGUGAAACAUAAAGAAGACCGCAAAUGGCAAGCAUGCGCAGUCUACUGCAAGUUCACCAACGGGCCCUGGUACACGCCGCGUGCUGAACUGAAUGACCUAGGAGACGCCUUCUUCCCCGACGGUACAUGGUGCCACAACGACGGCAAGAGGGACUACUACUGCCGGAACCAUGUCUGCCAACCGGAAGCACAAGGACGCUCCUUGUUCUUUCGUGAUGUAGAGGGCGGUGCGGACGUGCCUAUCCUGGGCAACGCGCAUCCGAGCGACCAGGAGCCUUCUUCGAGUGUCAGGGACUUCUUUUCUUACGACGACGACGAUACAAAGUCGGACAAUUCGUUGCCGAAAGAGGAGGCUCCUUCCGAAGAGGAGUACACAGACGACGAUUAUGUAUCUUUUGCGUGAGGUUCUUCACCGA